This is a messenger RNA of Drosophila montana, 1748 nucleotides long. Its product is annotated as transmembrane protease serine 11D. The coding region runs from base 20 to 1588 and encodes 522 amino acids. The record is from RefSeq and is a predicted model, not a curated record. NCBI's taxonomy places the organism in Eukaryota, Metazoa, Arthropoda, Insecta, Diptera, Drosophilidae. Gene Ontology annotation, biological process: proteolysis. Gene Ontology annotation, molecular function: serine-type endopeptidase activity. The transcript is spliced from 2 exons.
GCACAGAAAACAAUCCAAAAUGUUUUCUAUAAUAAUUUUGAUGGCUUUCAAUUUAAUGCUCUUUGCAAGAUCUGAGCAAGCGGAAAGAGAGCUUGUCAGGCCAAGAAUUUAUGGAGGCCAGGAAAAGACCAUCGAACAGCUUGGCGGCUACGCCGCUCAGAUUUACCUGGGGUAUAGGUUGGUAUGCGGCGGCGGCCUACUCAGCGCCCGUUAUGUUCUCAGUUCGGCACACUGUUUCGAAGCAGCGGCUUAUCAAAAAUAUCACGUAAUCGCCGGCCAGACAGCGCCAAGAAAUUAUUUCGCAACAGAGAGCACGAAAAAUUUAGUGCUUAUGUUGAAGAUACAUCCGGAAUAUCAGAAAACCAAGUUCGUAGCGGACAUCGCCGUGGUGGCGGUAAGUGCACCCCUUUGGGGACCCAAUGUGCACUACUUGCCCCUCUGCUCGGCAAAGCCAUCAGUAGGCAAUGUGGCCACAGUGUCUGGCUGGGGCAACAGCGAAUAUUCCCUGCAGUACAAUCCGCUACGUGUUAUGGAGGUGCCUCUCAUCUCUGACAGCGAAUGCAACCAGAAGAUGGAACGCCAGAUGCCCGACAAUGUGCUCUGCGCCGCCGGCUACAACGGGCGCACAGUCUGCAGAGGCGACUCCGGCGGGCCACUGGUCAUCAAUGGCGAACUGUGUGGCAUCAACACAUGGACGUGGGAGUGCGGCAACAACGAGAUGCCCGAUGUCUACAUGAGCGCCUACUUUUAUCGGGACUUCAUAAAAGCGACAAUGGCGACAAUGUACACUUCAAACAGAACCCCGCUCAAAAUGCAGCCUAUUCCGGUGAUAUUAAGUCUAUUGAUCGCGCCGAUUAUUGCAACGACUGAGCUAACCGAUAAGCAUCUUGUCAAGGCCAGGGUAUUUUCGGGUCAAGAAACCAGCAUUCAGGAGCUGGGUGGCUAUGCAGUGCAGAUCUACAAGGGCAGUAAAAUGAUAUGCACUGGCAGCCUCCUAACCAAAUUUCACAUUCUAACUGCGGCUCAUUGCUUCGAAAAUUCGGACUAUACGAAAUUUCACGUGAUCGCCGGUCGAACAAACUCAGAAAUAUUUUUCUACCCUAAUGAGAUCAUAAACUUCGUAGUCAAGCUAAAGAUGCAUCCGAGCUACAAUAAGUUGAGGUACAUCGCCGACAUUGCCGUGAUAAAGGUUAAAAACGCUAUCAGAACUCCAGAAGUUAGCUAUGUGCCCCUCUGCACACGGAAAAUGUCAGCCGGACUUGAAGCCACCGUGUCUGGCUGGGGCGCUAGCGAGUUUACCAGGACCAAAAACUCGCUCCGAGCAAUAACGGUGCCCCUCAUUUCUAAAGCGGAAUGCAACCAGAAGCUGGGCCGCAAAAUGCCACGCAACGUGUUCUGCGCCGGCGGCUACAACGGUCGCACGAUCUGCAACGGAGACUCCGGCGGACCGCUGGUCAUCCGGGGCGAACUGUGCGGCGUCAGCGUAUGGACAUAUGAAUGUGGUAACAAGUUGAUGCCCGAUGUCUAUAUGAGUGUGAACUUUUAUCGAAACUUUAUCAAUGAAACUAUUGCGGAAAUGGGCGACUAGCUAAAAACUCCAUAGGAACUCAUACUAUCAACAAUUCUUGUGUAUUUCGAUUUCGUGUUUGAGUUAGAAGAAAGGAAGAAAGACAAAAAAAAAGUGAUCUCAAUAAAGUCAAAAUAUGUAUGGAUAAGGAAUUGAACAUUAAUAAAUUUCAAUAAUGACA